Molecule: messenger RNA, 2531 nt
Organism: Neocloeon triangulifer
Lineage: Eukaryota; Metazoa; Arthropoda; Insecta; Ephemeroptera; Baetidae
Product: transcription factor GATA-4-like
Exons: 5
Coding region: 85-1224 (379 amino acids)
Biological process (GO): positive regulation of transcription by RNA polymerase II; negative regulation of transcription by RNA polymerase II; cell fate commitment
Molecular function (GO): zinc ion binding; DNA-binding transcription factor activity, RNA polymerase II-specific; RNA polymerase II cis-regulatory region sequence-specific DNA binding
Source: RefSeq, a predicted model, not a curated record
AGAGUCUCCGCGACCAAACUCCAGACCUCCGCCACGCUGCAUGACUGCUCUCGGCUCCCGAAAACACCUACGCACCGGAGGAAAAUGUUCGUGUCGCCGAACGAGGCGGGUUGCCCGACGACGUACGGCUCCAACAGCAUUUCCAGCGCGAGCGCGACCCACUCGUCGUACCUGUCUUCGGGCCCUGUGUAUGUGCCUACGACCAGAGUGGCCGGGUACGGAGGGUCGUCGGUGAGCAGCGUGUCCAGCCAUCACCACCACUACCCCCAAAACCACCACCACCACACCCCGUUCCUGCAGCACCACAACGCCGACUCGCCCCAACAGUGUUUGCCGACCGUGGCCACCGCUCUUCAACAAAUGCACGCAGACAAAAUUGGCUGGAAUGCCGGUGGCCAGGAGUGUCAGUCGUUGACCUCUGGCCCGUCGACGCCGAUCCAGUCGAGCAGCGGCGCCUACCCCAGUCCGUACUACCCAACCCCUUCGGUGAUGAGUGCGAUGGCGGCCGCGGCCGCCGGCUGGCGAUACGAUCCUGCCAACUUUGUCCCGGUCAGUUCAUACGACCAGAUGGACUACCCGUUCGCCGAGGGGCGCGAGUGUGUCAACUGCGGCGCCAUUUCAACGCCGCUGUGGCGCCGGGACGGCACCGGCCACUACCUGUGCAACGCGUGUGGCCUGUACCACAAGAUGAACGGCAUGAAUCGGCCGCUGGUGAAGCCGUCGAAGCGGCUGACGGCGUCGCGCCGCCUCGGCCUCAGCUGCACCAACUGCGGCACCAGGGCGACCACCCUGUGGCGGCGCAACAACGAGGGUGAGCCCGUGUGCAACGCGUGUGGCCUCUACUUCAAACUGCACGGCGUUCGGCGACCCCUGGCCAUGCGCAAGGACGGCAUCCAGACGCGCAAACGCAAACCAAAGAACUCGGCCCUCGCCGGACAGCAGCAUUUUGCACAGGACAAGGCCAAGUGUCGUGACGAGGAUAAGUCAACCUCGUCCUCCUCAACCCCUAUUGGAAAGCCCCUACUGAGCAGCAGCAGCAUCAAAAGUGAGCCUCACGACUCUGGCUACGGCCACGGCAGUUCACGCGACCUUUCGUCGCACCACAAGCCUGGCGGUCACCCUGAAAUGGCCUAUCACCACCCUCACCACCACCUCUUCGGCCUAGACUCGACCCAAAAUUACGCCAUGAACGUGGCGAUGAGCAAAGUCAUGGCCAACAGCUGAACUUUAUUUCGGAAUAGUGAGUAAGAAAGUUAAAGAAAAGCGUGCGGUUUUGUGAGCGAAAGCAGAGUUUAUUUUAUUUAUAUGCGAUGAUAUAUAUUAUAAUAAUUAUACAUCUCUCUCAAGUCUGAUUUUAUAUUUGUAAAAAUUGCGUACAUGUGUGUAUGAUUUCCGGUUUAAUUUAUGUAUCACUGUGCAAUUAUCUCCAUUGUGUAUAAAAAAAAAACAUCAAAUAAUUAGGAUUUAUGUGGCAUUUAGGGCCCACUUAAGAUUUGACUUCGUCUCUGCUGGUCAAGUAAAGCUUAGACUAAACAACUAGCAAACCAUUUUUGGCAAGAGUUAUAAUAAAAAUGGAACAAUCAACAACCAGAGCCACCACAGGUGGAAUGACUUUUGCGGUUCUUUCACUAGAUGACUACUCGUAAUUAAGUUGUACACACGACAGUGGCCUUUUACGUAAUUAAGUUUCAGGCCCACUUCUUUUCUUUGGCUCUGAUCAGACGAGACCAGUAAAAAAAUAACGUCUAUAAUGCAACACAAACGCACACCAAUACUUUUAAAAUUACGCAACAAAAACACAUUUCUUCUUCAUAGUCUUAAUUUUUAAGGAAAACUACUUAAACUUUACGAUGGCCCUGUAGAAGUCUCUCAAAUUUAUUAGGUUUAUGUAAUACUCAAGCGCCGUGCUCUCUGUGUUUAAUUUUGUCUUAAAAUGUCAUGAUCAAGAUUUAUAUAAUAAGCUCUCCUCCGAUUCAAACUUUUGUGCAUUUGCCUGGCAUUUAUGCUGUUCCGCUCAGCAUUGAUGAAUUCAAAUUGCCUACGUUUCAGGCAUCUUCUUUCCAACUCGAAUAAUUGUAAUUUUGUUGAUUUUUAAUAAAAUGUGAUGAUUUCGUGGAGCAAAACCGAGUUGUGGCAAGAAUUAAUCAUGUAUUGAAGUCUCCUUUAGUUGCGGGCUCCUUGCUGGCAAAACGCGCUCAUGAUGGCGUUCAUGUGGUCCUCUUCGGAGGAGGCGACCACCGUCCCCGGCUGGGGCUCGUCGCAAGGGCGCAUCUGCUGCUGGAUGGGCUCCAACGGGGGCACACUAGGUGCACAAAAACACACUCAUUAGUACAGUAAACGAAGCAAAAUAUAAUCUUAAAAUAUAAAUCAGAAAUGUUAAUUUUCUUGUAGCACACACUGAUUUUGUAAAAUUUUAAUAGAAUGAAAUAAAUUAUUUGGUUAGAUAAUGGCAAUAUUAUGAAUUACAAGGACGAUUUGUUACGGACUGUGAACACUGGAAGAUAUUGAAUAAAAUUUGAUUAAGAUGUUCA